AUUGAAAGGGAAGACCCUCAUAAACGAACGAGUGAGUCAAAAAGAAGAGAACAUGGGUCUCAGGGUUGGAUGGACGUGAGGGGCUGCGGGGUUUAGGACAGAGGCCGACGAGGAGCAGGGAAGGAGGGCAAAGCGAAAACAGCGAGGCAUUGUGCUCGUACGCCAGGCACUGGGAGACACACUCAAACACAUUCACUCAUUCACACACUGACACGGUCGUCCACACAAGCGCUUGCUUCUGCCCACCGCCACACAGACUCGCGCUGGCAUCUCGGAAGGGCAGCCCCGUCUCCAGUCCAGUGUGCUGGGUGUCGCAUGCCGAUCGACCCGACUCUUCUUCAGUUCACCUGACCUCUGACACGCAGCCUCAGCUUUUCUCCAGCCCUGCCGGCGCACUGAAGUGGAUCCUCGGGGCCGUCGGUCGUCCAGUCGCAACUGAUCCAACGCCAGCAAAGGAGCAGCAACGCUGGACCGCGGAGCCAAGAGCAGCAGAGUCCAGUAAACCGCCUUUGAGGAUACCUUUCCUCGUCUGACCCAAGCUGAAAGUAAACACCAUCAUCACCUGAGGACUGAGGAACCUGCAGUACUCUAGACUUUCACAUCUCUUUGCGGGACACUAAGAAAGACAAAUCCAUCUGAUUGAAACAACUCAACUUUCGUCAUGGCGACCACGGGCAUGCAGCUGCUGGGCCUAAUCAUGUCCCUUGUGGGGUGGGUGGGCGGAGCGGUAGUCUGUGCCAUGCCCCUGUGGCGGGUCACUGCCUUCAUCGGUAACAACAUAGUGACGGCUCAGAUCAUUUGGGAAGGCCUUUGGAUGAAUUGCAUUGUGCAGAGCACGGGUCAAAUCCAGUGUAAGGUGUACGACAGCUUGCUGGCUCUGCCCAGUGACAUGCAGGCGGCCCGAGGCCUCACCGUGUUCUCCAUCCUGAUGUGUGGCCUGGCCCUAGCUCUGGGGGUCCUGGGAGUCAAGUGCACUAAGUGCAUCGGUGUAAACAGCGUCAAGGCCCGCGUUGCUCGCAUUUCCGGCGGCCUUUUUGCCAUCGCGGGCUUCCUGUACCUCGUACCCGUCUGCUGGACUGCCCACUCCAUCAUCAGGGAUUUCUACGAUCCACAUGUGGCGGCUCCACACAAGCGCGAGCUCGGCCCUGCCCUUUACAUUGGCUGGGGUGCAUCCGCCUUGCUCCUCAUUGGUGGAUCUCUGCUCUAUGCGGGGUCAAGUCCCCCGGGCAUGCCGGGCUCUCCCACCUUCAGCAGUGGAGAAAGUAGUCCUCGCAGGGCACCCGCCUCACAAGUCAAAGGUUAUGUUUAAGUUUCCAAAAUGUCCAAAUGCCUUCCAGUCCCACAAACGUAUCCCAGAUGAAGACAGACCCGAUUCCUCUCCUCUCCAUCUUGCUCCCUGUAAUUAUUUUAUAUUUAAUGUCAUUCCAGUUCAUUUUUUUCUCUGAGAGGCUGUUUAGCAAAAAAUGAACUUAUUUUAUUAUUUCAUACCUGAUAUUCUUCAAUAACCUUGUUAUCUGUCUGUCGGUGUUAAACACAAUAAAGGUUUUGGUUCUCAAAAUUCUCUA
Messenger RNA from Gasterosteus aculeatus aculeatus (three-spined stickleback), 1565 nucleotides. The record is from RefSeq and is a predicted model, not a curated record. NCBI's taxonomy places the organism in Eukaryota, Metazoa, Chordata, Actinopteri, Perciformes, Gasterosteidae.